Molecule: messenger RNA, 925 nt
Organism: Mobula hypostoma (lesser devil ray)
Lineage: Eukaryota; Metazoa; Chordata; Chondrichthyes; Myliobatiformes; Myliobatidae
Gene: gstz1
Product: glutathione S-transferase zeta 1
Exons: 10
Coding region: 280-759 (159 amino acids)
Biological process (GO): glutathione metabolic process; L-phenylalanine catabolic process
Cellular component (GO): cytoplasm; mitochondrion
Molecular function (GO): glutathione transferase activity; maleylacetoacetate isomerase activity
Source: RefSeq, a predicted model, not a curated record
AAUCCCCCGCCAAAGAGCGCAAUCCGUGCCAGGAAAGUUGAGGAGCUGAAAUCCGGGUUGAAGGCCCAGCGAUCGUUCUUCACAAAACAUGCUGCUCAAAAUAAGGCUGAUAUUGAAGCAUCAUUUUGUCCCGUGUUGUACUCAUACUUCAGGAGUUCCUGCUCAUGGAGGGUGCGAAUUGCUCUUGCCUUCAAAGGAAUCGCGUACGAACAGGUCGCUGUCAACUUGGUGAAAGAUGGAGGACAGCAGUACGCUGAUUCGUUCAAGAAGCUUAAUCCCAUGAAGCAGGUGCCAGCGCUCUCCAUCGAUGGGAUUGUCCUCUCCCAGUCGAUGGCCAUAAUUCAUUACCUGGAAGAGACUAGACCCAAUCCACGGCUGUUGCCCGCUGAUCCCAAGAAACGUGCCCAAGUCCGCAUGAUCUCUGAUCUCAUUACCUCUGGGAUCCAGCCCCUACAGAACCUGGGUGUGCUGCAAAGGGUAGGAGAAGAGAAGAAGCUAGACUGGGCCCGACACUUCAUCAUCAACGGGCUGCAGGCUCUAGAGUGUCUCCUGCAACAGGUGUCAGGACGAUAUUGUGUCGGUGAUGAGGUGACGAUGGCAGACCUGUGUCUGGUCCCACAGGUGUACAAUGCGGUGAGGUAUAAGGUGGAUAUGGCUCCAUUUCCUACCAUUUCAAAGAUCAACAAAUCCCUCCUGGAACUAGAGCCAUUCAAAGUCAGUCACCCCUCCUGCCAACCUGACUCUCCUCCAGGACCAUGAAUCAAGCAGCAAGGGUUUUGGUCACACUUUGAACCAUAUUGACACCUACAGCUGACAAAUUAAGAACUGCAAAUUAUACCAAUCAGUGGACUAUCAACUUCUCUCCAUUUUCACUUUUUUUUAAUUAAAAGAUGAAUAAAUUUAAAGAUUGAAAUUACCUCUGUUU